UUGAUGCGCAGUAACAGGGCCGAGACAAAGGCGGUUGUCAGUCCGCUGUGCGUCACCUGGGCUUUGCGAUAUCGGCCGGAAAUUCUUGCCCCGAACGAAGCGGGGUCGGCUAUGCCCACACUCACGUCUUCAUCCGUGAAAACAUUGACGACAAAGUGCCGUAGCCGCGGCUGGCGCACCCGCUUGCACCGGCUGCAGCCUCCGGCUCGGGGUACCUAAGGCUGGUCUUUAUUGGCUGAGCCCGUGCCAUCCAUGGCGCAUUCCCGCACCCCUUGACAUGUUGCCUCCAACCCGGAAUGCCUAAUCCAGUAGCGCAUGCUUGUGUGUGCCUGGUCGGCCGGCCUGCCUCCUGUUCACAAGUAGCUGCAGGGCCAUCACAUUCUGGUCUACACUAGAUGUGGCCGCCUCCGCCCUCCCCCGCACUGUCACACUCCAUAUGAAAGGAUUUCGCGCCGGGUUAUCUGUGUUAUCACAUGGAUCUCUGGCUUGGCUCGAUACCGAGCUUACCUUAUUCAAACUCCCUCUAGUAAGAGACCGAUUACUUGACUUGAGUUUCCGUCGUCGCGGGGAUCUGUUGGGAGCAUAAACUUGAGUACCCGUCUCUCGGGACAUGCACAAGUCCAAAAUGAGCCCCAAACAGACUGCCCGGCCCAAAGCCGAGUCCAUCCGUCGAGAAAACGACGACAGCAGCAGCAGCCGCAGCAGUAGCAGCACAGACGGCUGCCCGUCCUACGGCGCGACGCCAUCCCGACCCCCACGCCAGUCCGCACUCAGGGCCCGGACGCUCUCGGCGUGGACCAAGCACCGCGCCGCGAUCCUCAUGUUGGGCGCCACCGUCUGCGGCGUCACCAUGAACACGUGCGCGCGCUUCCUUGAGCACGGCGGCGGCGGCGACCCGUCGCGGCCGCCCAUGCACCCGCUGCAGCUGCUCCUGGCGCGCAUGGCCGUGACCGUGACCUUCAGCAGCGCCUACAUGGCGUGGCGGCGGCAGUCGCAGUUCCCGUGGGGCCGGCGCGACGUGCGCGGCCUGCUGCUCCUGCGCGGCGCCUGCGGCUUCUUCGGCAUCUGGGGCAUGUGGCAGUCCAUGAUGUACCUGCCGCUGGCCGAGGCAACCGUCAUCACCUUCCUGGUGCCGUCCGUGACGGGCUACGUGUGCCACCUGCUCAUCCGCGAGCCCUACACGCGCCCGGAGCAGGUGGCGUCGCUCGUGGCGCUGGCCGGAGUCGUCGUCAUCGCCCGCCCGGCGUCGCUGCUGGGGUCGGGAGGAGGAGGGGAGGAGGAGGUGCCCGUGGGUGGUUCGCCGGAGUGGGCGGCCGGCGGGAUGGGGGAUGGGGUCACGCCGGCCCAGCGGCUGGGGGCCAUCGGAAUCGCGCUGGUCGGCGUGCUGGGCACCGCGGGGGCUUACACAGCCAUCAGGAAGAUAGGCACGCGCGCACACCCGCUAGUGACGACCUAUUACUUCGCCUGGACAUGCAUCAUCGUCGCCCUCGCCGCCCUCGUGUUCGCGCCCGUCCUGGACAUUGCGCAGCCGGAGCUGCGGUUCCAGCUGCCGCACGGGGCGUUGGAGUGGCUGCUGCUGCUCGUCAUCUGCCUCGCCGGGUUCCUGACCCAGUUCCUGCUCACGGCCGCCCUGGGCGGCGUCGAGGGCGGCAGCGCGGCCAGCCAGGCCGCCACGCGGAACCGGGCCAUGUCCAUGACGUACACGGCCAUGGUCUUCGCCGCCGUGAGCGACAGGCUCGUGUUCGGCAUCGACAUGGGCGUCGCGACGCUCGCGGGCUCCGUGCUGAUCAUCGGGAGCGCCCUGUGGGCCGCCUUCUCCAAGAGGGAGGAGGAGGAGGCGCCGGCGCGGGACGCCGAUUUGGAGGCGGGGGCUGGAGGUGAGGUUGUGCUUGCUGGAGGGGAUGGCGAGAACGCCCGGCUGCUCCAGGAUCAGGGGGAAUCUGAUGAUAGGGAGUCUGGUGACGAGGAGGAUGGGACAGGAAAAGCUGCUCGGUGAGUGGGUAAGAGAACCAGAGAAGGGUAUAAGCUACGGUGUGCAUAUAUGGUAUAAAACAUGACUUGACCGUGAAUGUAUGUCGCCGUAUUGGACUAAGUGCUGGACCGUGAUCCAGUAUUAAUUUGCAGC
Messenger RNA from Gaeumannomyces tritici R3-111a-1, 2125 nucleotides. RefSeq lists its product as hypothetical. Lineage: Eukaryota; Fungi; Ascomycota; Sordariomycetes; Magnaporthales; Magnaporthaceae. Gene Ontology annotation, cellular component: membrane. The transcript has 2 exons. The record is from RefSeq and is a predicted model, not a curated record. Bases 611 to 1996 code for a protein of 461 amino acids.